This is a messenger RNA of Triplophysa dalaica, 2865 nucleotides long. It is a transcript of the gene maff, whose product is annotated as v-maf avian musculoaponeurotic fibrosarcoma oncogene homolog F. The record is from RefSeq and is a predicted model, not a curated record. The transcript has 3 exons. NCBI's taxonomy places the organism in Eukaryota, Metazoa, Chordata, Actinopteri, Cypriniformes, Nemacheilidae. Gene Ontology annotation, cellular component: nucleus. Gene Ontology annotation, biological process: regulation of epidermal cell differentiation; regulation of transcription by RNA polymerase II. Gene Ontology annotation, molecular function: DNA-binding transcription factor activity, RNA polymerase II-specific; RNA polymerase II cis-regulatory region sequence-specific DNA binding. The coding region runs from base 963 to 1442 and encodes 159 amino acids.
GUAUUUGUUUACACUACGGAAACGGGGGUGUUAGCGAACCUGCUGUAGUGCACGCAGUCAGUGUUUGUUUUAACAUAAUAACCACUAUUAAUAAUACUAUGUUAUGGAUUUGUGUUUCAAUUGUUGUUGUACAGUCGUUUUUUAUAAAUUCCAAUAGUAUUCGUAAACAAGAACGUCAGUAUGGCGUGUGUUUUCAUCAAGUCACGAGCUGUAGCAGCGAGCUAACGCGAAAUAAGGAAAUAACGUUAGCUGUCGGUUGACAUUGUGGAAAAUACUAGAACAACAUGUUUUCAUGGAUUUAUAAACAAAAAUAAAAUAUCACAAAAGUAAUAAUAUCAAUUAUUUUUAUGAUCCUGUAAAUAUGUAAACGCGUAUUUUGUUUUUACUGAGAAAUGAAGUCCGCAAUGGUCGAACUUAUUACUAUGUAAUAAACGAAUUCUUACAUUGUUAAACGCUUAAUUGUGUUUUUCUCGUUUUUUAUUAAAUUCAGAAUAAGCAGUUUGAAACUUGUAAGCUGAUUGGGAAACAGACCAACAACCGGUGGCGUGUGUACACACAUUUAUAUAUAAGCUAUGUAUCGUAUAUUAAUAUAGAGAAAAGCGAGAACAUUUGUCGAAAGGAAGGAACUUAAAAAGAACGAAGACUUAAUAAAUGAUUUUAAACACGAAAUUUAAGUGAAAAUUAGCGAUCUGCUGCUGUAAAGGCAGGAAUGGAGGACUUGUGCUGAAUCACGGUGACUCCGUGAAAUGCUGUCGGUCGGUUAUUUCAGGCGCUCUGCCCACACAUGACUGGAAACUCAUGGUCAGCACCGUUCGUUAACUUCUCUAUCUGGACUUUGACCAGACAACAUGUACUGUUAUGAAAAACGCCACCGGCGGGAAUACUGGACGUGCAGAUUUAGCAAAUUCGUAUAAAAUCGGUUUUAAGAAUACAGUAUAUACAGGGAUACAUACAACCAGACAAUGACGUCAGACGGCAGAGCUAGUAAAGCUCUUAAGGUGAAGAGGGAAUGUGGCGAGAACGUUCCAGUGCUGAGCGACAGCGAGCUCAUGUCAUUAACAGUGCGCGAGCUGAACAUGCACUUACGUGGUUUGUCAAGGGAGGAGGUUCAGAAGCUGAAACAGAGGCGGCGCACGUUGAAAAACCGAGGCUACGCAGCGAGCUGCCGGGUGAAACGCGUGUCCCAGCGCGAGGCUUUAGAGCAACAGAAGAAGGAGUUGCAGCGAGAGGUGGAGCGGCUGGGUGCAGAGAACGCAGGCAUGCGGCGGGAAUUGGAAGGGUUGGGUGCCCGUCUCGCCGCUUUGCAACGCUUCGCUCGGGGUUUGGAAUCCGGAGGAGGCACUCUCCUGGCCACCACGCCCCGCCUUAACACGGCCUCCGUCAUCACCAUAGUGAAGACACCACAGCAGGUGCACUCUUCCAGAGAGCAGGGAGCAUCCUAGGGCACAGUGGAACCAUACUAGCAUGGAUACACAGACACACAUAGGUACACAGACAGACAGGACCACGUUUGCUCAGUUGCACGGGACUAUUUGCAGUGAUUUCAAACUUAUUUAUACUUACGCAGGAGCAAAAACACACCAGUUGAGGAAAAAGUUGUGUCUGGGACUGUUAGAUUCACUUAGAUAAAUUUAUAUAUACACAAAUACAGUCUAAUAAAUGUCCAAGAGUAAUCUCAGUACUGUUUUGCUGUCCUCAAUAUGACAAAUGUGUACAUCUGCAUAAAGCUAUUGCUAAUGAUAUACCAUUAGGCUACUUUUUAUGCCCGUGUUGUUAUUACUGUGCUUUUUGGGUGGAUUGUGGAUGUUGAAUAGUCACACUUGUCUACACUAGACUGUGUGAGCUUGACUCAUCAUGUGAGACCCCCAACAUUUCAGAAGCUGGUUAGUUUUGCUGGAAUAUCCCCAUGGUAUUUAUUGAUGAUGGGACUAGAGAAUGUCAUGUCAAUGCAGAUCUAUGGAUACAUGCAGUUUAUUUUAAUUUGUGUAUAGAAGACAAAUGUUCAACAACAUUAAAGCUAUUUUAUUUGUGUUAAAGACAUAAAUGUUGAAGGUAAUUUGUGCUGUGAUUGGUCUAAAUACUACUUAUAUUUGACUAGUUUGGGGUCAAUCGUAAUUAUUGUAAUGGGUUUGAGUAUUUUUUCGUAACGUUUACCUGUUGUAAUGAGUAGUUUAGUAAUGGUAAGGCCCCAUUACUUUUCAUAUGAUUCAGUACACGUGAGGGUCAUAUUUGUACUAAUAUUAGAGCAGCUUGUUUGUAGUGGUAUUUUUGUAUUUAAAAACCAAGACCAUAUUAUUUGCUAUUUAUGACAACAAACAUAUCUGAAUAUUUUGAAAAGUUGGAAUAUUCAAAAAAUGCCAUUGGAUGGAAAGUGAGGAAGGGAAAUUUAAGAAAGAUGCGAAAAUAGAGGACAAAGAGGAAGCAGGAAGGCAAAAUGGGAAGUGAGCAAUUACAGUACAGCUCACAUGGGAGAAAGAUGAAGGAUUAGAAAGUGACAGAGGGAAUACGAGAAAGAUGGAAACGAGGUUAUCACAUGUGUGUCACAUCAACUCGUGGUCGUCAGGAUGAUUCUUGACAACUACAAGCCUGCUUUAGGGGUAAUACUGUAUUGAUCGUAAACAUGAUAUCUCUGGUGAUUUUCUAAUUAUAUAUAUUUAGCUAUGUCAUUAUCAAUAUUGAAAAUCAUUUAACCCGGAUAAUAUCAUGACCGUGACACUUUUGCCUCCAAACGUGUCAAAUGUUUUGUAAAAGGGUAAAGCACAAAAAAUGUUGUUUGUAUUUAUUAUCUGUAUUUUUCUAUGGUAAAUUCAUUGUCUAUUUUAUAUCAUUUAAUUGAAAUAAAUGUUGUAUAUAUUGUACAUAAAA